CAAUUCAUUCUGAUCCUAUGGAUCAAACAGUGUAUCAGAAUGAAGUAGAGCAAGACCUUGAGCAAACAGUCAUCUUAGAAUUUAUACCAACUGUGGAGCUGGAACAUUCCCAAACUGUGCCUCAAAAUGAAAUCCCGUCCUCUCUGGUAGCAGCCACUGACCUGGAGAAGACUGCAGAUCAGAUUGUAUUAGAUGAGCAGACCAGCCUGUCGGUCCCAGCACUUGUGACAACAGUUGAGCUGGAGCUGACACCUUUACAAACAGAGCAACAGGGCCUUCCUCCUGGCUAUUUUGUUCCAACAGACACACUUACACAAACAAGUGAAUCUGAAACUAAUCUCCAAGGAGUGGUUGAUUCACAGAUGCAAACAGUAAGUCUAGAUCAGGACCAAUCUGUGAUGGAUGGACUUACACCACAAGAGACGCAGGAAAAUGCUGGAGAAGAACAAUCUAAACAAGAACCAUCUGAGAAGUUGCUGAUAGAUAGCAAGGAGGUUCAGGAGCAGGUGGAGAACCAGUCUGAAGUUGAGGAUCCACCUUCUAAAAAAGACGUUUCAUCACACUUAGAGACCAAGCAGGUGCCCCAGAUGUCAGAGUUACCGGUAAAUGUAAUGUCAGCUCAAGAACUUGUCAAAGUGCGGAAAAGAAAGCCAACCAGUGCGUUUAUCUUUCAAGGAUAUAUGCAAGAACUGGUCGGAUCCAUAUGCAAGGAUGACUUACAGAUUGAUGCCACACCUUCCAAACGGCAAAGAAGAAAGAAAUCUCACCUUGUUGUUAAAUUUGGUCCACAAAACAAAGAGAAAAAAAACAAGAAACAGAAGAAGCCUUCACAGCAGCGUCAGCCAAUGCAAGACGAAGGGAUAAGAGGUAAAACACCAACAACAAAUCUCUCAGAGAAAAAGACACAGAAGAAGUCACAGAAGAAGGGAAGAAAGGCAAAAAGGGACAAGAAAGCGGGGCAUUUGAUUUCUUCUGCUGAAAUAAAAUCACCAUCAUCCACCCAGGACCCACAAGUGAAACAAACCAAAGAGGAUAAAAGAAAAAAGAAAAGCAAAAAGCAAAAAGAAGUUACCAAGGAUGAUGUGAUACACAUUAGUGAGCACAAAACUUUAGCCUCGCCUGUAUUUAAAAAGAAGAAACAAACAAAAAUAAUGCAAAAAGAUCAGCCCAAGAAUGCAAAAGGUGGGAAACGAAAGAAAAACCUGGCUAAAGAGGAAAAAGGUAAUAAGAAAGAAAGUGCAGCUUCAGCAGACAUACCUGCACCACAUAUAACACAAGAUACUCUACUUCUGCUGAAGGGUCAUAAACAGCCUCAACUGAAAGUUUACAAGUUAGACCCUUUAAAGGCAUCAGGCCAGACACAGGAGGCUUCACCUCAUGAGGCUCAAACAAUGUUAAAGAGUAAAGACAAAAGAUUUAAACAUUCGACAAGUCAGUCUCCAAAUAAUCUCACAGCGGAAGGUAAGCAAAAAGGCGAAAGACCCCAAAAGAACCAGAAAAAGCUUUCGUUGUUGUCCUCGCUGCAGGCUUCUCCUCAAGCACCUGAGAAGCGGCUCACCAAGCCAAAGACCACCAGGAAACGUAAAGCCUCCUCGAAAGUGGAGACCGAAGGAGUGAUAACUUCUCAUUCCAAGCGCGCCUUAGAGUGUAAGGACUGUGGGCAAAGAUUUAGCGAAGUCUCUUCCCUUCAGAAGCACAAGGCAACAGUGCAUAUCGUAGAGAGUCCUGGUCUCACUUACACCAAUGGGAACAUCUUUGAAGGCGUCUCCAGGUUGGAUCUUUACCAACUUCCUAAACAGCACAUUAAGGUUGUUGAGGUGAUGAAUGCUGCUGCAGACUGGGAUACUGAGCCUGAGAUUGCAGAGAUGGCAUUAGAAGAGAGAGAGCAAAGUGUCUCUUUCCCAGCUUUGAUUCCAUCCCCAUCUUUUCCUGUUCCUCCUUCAGAUAUUGAAAUGAUUCCCUAUGAAAAUGAGGCUGGACGAAAAACAGAAGCAUACAAACAAUCUCAUACCUCUCAACAAGUUCCAUCACCAUCUGAUCAAAUUAAAACCAGUGAGACACCUCCAUCCUUCACAUCUGAAUCCCCUUUAAGUACCUCCAUUCAGACAAAGAGUUCGGAGACACAAGAGCCUUUGGCAUCAGAUGAGGAUAAGCAAGAAAAAAGUACCCCAAGGAAACCCAGCUCAGAAUCUGAAGUGCAGUGUCCCACAGAUGAGGACAUAAAGGAGGAUUUACUUCUCGAGGUGGAUUUAGUCACUGUUGGGGAGCAGAAUGAGAUAAAUGAACCAACCUUUCAUGAAGACACGGUUCCCCAAAAUGAAUCAAGUGGAACCGGCAAUUCUGAGGGUGGAAGCACCAACAAACUUUCUGGAGAAGGUAGUAAUGAAACAACAACUGGAAAAAGUCUAACAUUACAGACUGUGUCAUGCUCCACUCAUCAAGUGGUGAUCAAAGAAGAGGAAGAAGAACUGCUAGUUCAGAAGAAAAAAGAAGGAGGGGAAGGAGCUGUUUCGAGGAACGCUACAAGGGGUAGGAGAAGAGGAAUGGGACGUUUAAAACGGGUCGCGAUAUCAAAGAGAGCUUCAGUUGGAGAUACCAUCAGAGGAACAGAAUUAGAGAAAGAACAGGAUGAAUGUCAGGUACUUUACGAAAAACGUCCCAUUAGCUCUGAUUCAGAAAUGAAUGACGAAGGCGAGACCGGCACAAAAACUAUACCGCGAGAGAUCAGUUCCAAAUUUGAGGCCAACAAAGCUACUGUGCCUGCUGCAUCUUUGUCUUCCAUGCCCUCUACGUUAGAGAAAUCUCCUGAAGAGCAAGUUAUGUUGGAGUCGGUUACCACUAGUGUUGAGGAAGUAAGAGGACUGCAGGGAGGAGAGGAACACGACAGGGAUGCUAACCAGUCUCCAGUCAUCAUACUCGAGAAGUUCCUCACCCCAAGACAGAGCGGAACUGCUGACAAGGAGCCGGGCCUGAUGAUAGCGAGGAACAAUUACAGACAGGGUUUGGACAGCUUUGCUGGUAAUGAAGCCCUUGGGAGCCAGGAGAUCAAGGUUGAGGAGAAUAUCUCAGAUCCAUCAUUGGUUUCACCCAUAUGUCAAAACAGACAGAGUGGUAGUGUGCAGCCCCAGCACCAUCGUGAUAUAAGGACUGUUCUGGUGAAGGAGGAGAGCAGCCUCGUGCUGAAUGAGGCCACGCAGGGCAGCAGACGCAUCCGAUGGAAUGUGGAGCCAGUCAACCCUGAAAACACCUCCAGUCCAUUAAUGGAAAGUGAAGAGGCAACGAUUGACGAGGGUUGUGUCACCCCUGAGUUCAACACCAACCAGUGUAUCUUCUACCCAGUGAAGGAGGAGGAGAGGGAGAUUCAGCUGGGAGCUGCUCAGAUCAACAGUGGAAAUUUAACAACAGGGGCAUCAAGUGAUGCCCAGCAGACAGAACAACAAGAAACGGAUAGUAAUUUAAAUGAAGGGAGCCAUUCUGCACCAGGCUACCAGGAGAUGAGAGUGAGAGGACUGUUGCCAGAACCAGGGGUCAGUGACUUUGCAGAUGGACAAGCCGAGGCAGACGCUGAGUGGAAGGAUCCACCAGACCUUCGGGACUUUCUCCUCCAGAGCUCUGAUGAAGAGGACGUGGGUUGUUUUGAGUUGUCUGAUCCUCAGCUUGACUCCGAAGCAGAAGUAAUGGCCUAUUUCUACAAGAACCAAACACAUUGUGCACGGCAACAAGAUGAAAUAUCACAAAAUUUGCCAACUUCAACAAGCCAGAUCCAAGCACCAAGAGAGGAAAACAAGACCACAGAGCCCAUUGACUACUUCUCCAAGUAUUUUGGUGGGGAUACCUGGGUAGAAAUUGCCAAUUGCACAAAUAAACUGUCCAACAUGCCCAAACCGGUCACAGCCAGAGAGGUUGCACAGUUUGUUGGCAUCCACAUUGCAAUGGGAACUUUAAAGUUUCCCAGUCCAAGGCUCUACUGGGAGAACUUGACCAAGGUGCCAUUGAUUGCUGACGCAAUGCCACUUUCACGUUUCCUCGAGCUGUCUCGCAUGUUGAAGCUUGCCUCUCCUGCAAAGGAUCCAGUCAACAGUAAUGAUCAGGAAGGAAGACAUGAUAGGGAUUUUCAAAAUGCACAGCGAGGUAAAACUCUCUCAAGCAGACAAAGUGAACUAUGCCAGCGUGACACGCCAGAUGACCUGAACAAUUCAAAAACACAGACAGAUCCCCUGUGGAAGGCUCAGCCAUUAUUGUGCCGUUUCAACGCAGGGUGCCAGUCACUGAGAAAAGAGGGUGAUUAUGCAGUUGACCAAUAUCCACUUCCUUUGACUGGGAAGAUGCACAAUAAGAAGCUGUCUCUUUACUGUACUACAUUAAUUGGAUUUGGUGGUUUGCUUUUACAUGUGGAUCUGAAGUUAGGUCAGUCCAGCAAAGAAGAUGCUGUAGAAAACAUGGUCCCCAAAGGUAGUAUGGUGUUUCUAUGCAAACAGGAACUGUCCACCCCUGCUAUGCUGGAGCGUCUGUUAGCUGCUGGGGUUCAUGGUGCAGGAAGGGUCGGAGGAGCCCGAGGACAGAUCGGAGAUGAGUUUGUAAGCUCAGAUGGGAAGCUGAUGUUGCGCAGAUCACACUGUGGCUUCAUACUUUCUACAGCGGGAAAUGGCCAGAGGGACAUGGCUUCACUCAUUGACAACUUUGAGAAGGCCCAGAUGUCAGCUCAUCUCAACAGAGAUUUGCAGAAUCUUUACUCUAUCCCUCUCACUGCAUCAGCCCCAACCUGCUGGCCUCAAGCGGUGCUCUGGUACCUAACAGAUCUGGCUUUGGUAAACUCCUGGCUCCUGUACAGACAGGAUCACAGGGCAGUGUCCGCACCUUUGACUCUCAUGGCCUUCAGAUUGGAGGCAUCCAAGGCUUUGAUCCUCUCCAACGGCUCUGAUACCCAGGACUCAGUUCCUCCUCAACCCCCCAAAGAGAAAGCUCUUGCAACAAAUGAAAAGCCCAAUCCCAGCCUGGUGGAGGAGAGCCCUCUGCCAGAUGCAGCCACACGGUACGAUGGUUCAGGCCACUGGCCAGAGCAGCUUGGGGAGGGAGAAGGGGGCAGGUGCCGUUUCGGCGACUGUCAGAGAACGUCUCGAGUGCUAUGCCUUAAGUGCUGUGUCUUUCUUUGUAUCUCACGCAACCACAACUGCUUUUUGAAUUUCCACAAUCAAGAGCAGUGUUAACUACAGAAUUCACCCUUUACUGUUCAACAUGUUGCUUUCUGAUUGAGAAUGUAUUUGUGCUUUAGUGUACGAAAACCCAGCUAAACAAAAAAAAGAAAUGAUAUAAUCUCCUUACAACUUUUCCAUGAUGCGUUUCACUGGCAGGGGAAUUCUUUCGAAGGGUUAUUUGUGCUGCAGUUUAAAACAAAUGCUUUGUAAUGUGGCUUAUAAUGUCAUUCAGCAAGUGUGAAAAUGAAUUUGCCUUCAAAAGGAAAUGUAAAUAAAUAUACAUAGCCAUACAAUGUGUGCUGAAAAAGAAGCGCAAAAUAUGAUUUUGACAUUGAAGUUAGAUUUGUUUUUAAUAUUUAUUUUAACCUGACCAAAUGUUCAGUCCUUGAAGAGCGUGCUUUUGGCUCUAUUAAUUUAAACAAUAAAAUACAGAUCAUGAUGCCAUCACAUGUUUGCACAAGCCAACAUUAAAUUUUAUUAUUUACA
This is a messenger RNA of Cottoperca gobio, 5681 nucleotides long. It is a transcript of the gene znf576.1, whose product is annotated as zinc finger protein 576, tandem duplicate 1. The transcript has 7 exons. The coding region runs from base 18 to 5207 and encodes 1729 amino acids. NCBI's taxonomy places the organism in Eukaryota, Metazoa, Chordata, Actinopteri, Perciformes, Bovichtidae. The record is from RefSeq and is a predicted model, not a curated record.